CUAAACGACAGUGUGAAUGCCCUGGAGACCAAGAUAUCGACCCUUUCGCCUGAUGUCAGCCAAUUAGCAGACAAGGCCAGGAAAGAUGCCGAAGCAAUAGACGUUCUCAUGCGCGAUGCAGAACGGGCCAGAAGUCAGGCAAAAAACAUGCUUCAAGACUUACAGAGCCUUGAGGUUAGAUUAUGUUCUUCCGGAUGGGACUUUGGAAGGAAUUCUAGUUAA
This is a messenger RNA of Protopolystoma xenopodis, 222 nucleotides long. The record is from the annotation of a GenBank genome assembly. NCBI's taxonomy places the organism in Eukaryota, Metazoa, Platyhelminthes, Monogenea, Polystomatidea, Polystomatidae.